Messenger RNA from Juglans regia (Persian walnut), 2514 nucleotides. Its product is annotated as protein FAR1-RELATED SEQUENCE 5-like. The coding region runs from base 1 to 2514 and encodes 837 amino acids. Gene Ontology annotation, molecular function: zinc ion binding. NCBI's taxonomy places the organism in Eukaryota, Viridiplantae, Streptophyta, Magnoliopsida, Fagales, Juglandaceae. The transcript is spliced from 8 exons. The record is from RefSeq and is a predicted model, not a curated record.
AUGGGAAAAGGGGAUGAAUACUCAUCUCCUCAAAUACCAUCUAGCUCAAAUCCCCCAACCAUUGAUAUACCAUCAAGUAACCGGUACUUUGUAGAUUACACCAGUCCCGAUUACUACGGACCACUUCCUGCGGCAAUGCCUUUUCCGCCAUAUCCUGAUGACGGGCAAUAUCCAAGAAACAUUCAAGUGAAUGUUAGUGACCCGACUCCUCUCAUGACUACAUAUUCCGCCACGAGUGAAAGAGUUGAUAUAGACGAACCAUCUAAAUGUAGAGAAACUGAUAUUCCAUGUACAUCUGAAAGCAAAGAAGAUAGACUAAAUUCAGAAGAAACUGAGGAUGGGAUUGUCGGGACACCACAUUUGUCGGAUGAAGUUGGUGGUGAUCCGAUUCAACAGCCAAGUUCGGGAAUGGAGUUUAAUACUUUUGAAGAAUUAAUGGUCUAUUAUAAGCAGUAUGGUAAGAAAAGCGGGUUUGGGGUAAUGAUAAGAAGGACUGAUAAAGGAGAUGAUGGAACUGUCCGAUAUGUUACUCUUGGUUGUGCUCGUGGUGGGAAGGCUCGGAAUAGGACAUUGAAUGUCGCUAGACCACGUCCAACAGGAAAGACAGAAUGUAAGGCAAAGAUUAAUGCCUUAAAAGUUGAUGGAAAGUUCCGGUUGACAACAGUGAAUAAUACCCAUAACCAUGACCUUAGUCCAAAUAAGGCUCGCUUCUUUCGAUGUAAUAGAGAAGUGAGUGACUCUGUAAAAAGAGUCCUAGAUAUAAACGAUAUGGCUGGUAUUCGAAUGAAUAAGAGUUUCGGAUCUCUCGUCGUAGGCGCUGGUGGAUUCGAGAACCUCCCAUUUUUAGAAAAGGAUUGUCGUAAUUAUAUCGACAAGGCAAGACAUCUAAGGCUUGGUAAAGGUGGUGCAGGAGCGCUUCAAGAGUAUUUUUGUAGGAUGCAGUACAAAAAUCCUGGUUUCUUUGCACUGAUGGAUUUGGAUGAUGAGGGGAGGUUAAGGAAUGUCUUCUGGGCAGACCCUCGUAGUAGGGCAGCCUACCAGUACUUCGGUGAUGUGGUGACAUUCGACACUACAUACCUGACGAAUAGGUAUGGGAUGCCCUUCGCACCAUUUGUUGGUGUAAACCACCAUGGGCAAUCAAUUCUGUUGGGAGCAGGGUUGAUUUCCAGUGAGGAUACAGAGACUUUUGUUUGGUUAUUCCAGACGUGGUUGAAGUGUAUGGAUGGUAUCGCUCCAAAAGCUAUUAUCACCGAUCAAGACAAGGCGAUGAAAAAUGCAAUAGCUAUUGUUUUUCCUGAAAGCCGACAUCGACUGUGUUUGUGGCAUAUACUGAAAAAAGUGCCCGAGAAGUUGUCCUCCUAUGCUUCGUACAAAAGUGGGAUGAAGAAUGCAUUGAUGAAAUGUGUGUAUGACACGCAUACCAUUGACGAGUUUGAGAAAUCUUGGGAUGAGUUAAUCGAUACGUACCACUUGCAUGAUAAUGUCUGGCUGAAAAGUUUAUACACUGAGCGUGAAUCUCCUCUGGAGAAGAGAUUUCAAGAGUUGUACACAAAUGCUAAAUUUAGGGAAGUUCAGAUGCAACUUACCGGCAUUAUCGAUUUGGAUCCAGAGUUACUUAAGAGGGAUGGUGCAGUAAAGACCUAUCUGGUAGAGGAUGAAGUUCGUGUGGAAGAGUUCAGUAAGUUGGUUACGUUUUCUGUGGACUUCAAUGAGGAAGAUGCAGAUGCUAAGUGUUCAUGUGGUUUAUUUCAGAUGAGAGGUAUACUGUGUCGGCACAUUCUCGCUGUAUUUAAGUGUAAUGGGAGAAAAUCCCUGCCAGAGAAGUACAUUUUAGACCGAUGGAGGAAGGAUAUCAAAAGGAGAUACACGUUAAUCGAUAGCAGCUAUGAUGCAGGGGAUCAGCGGCCAGAUGCUUGCAGAUAUUCUAGUCUAUUAAAAGUCUGUUAUCAAAUGAUUACUUAUGCAGCGGGUUCAAAAAAACAUACUGAGGAUGCCACACAUAAGUUACAUGCAAUGAUUGAAUUAUAUAGUGAGAACCAAGAACCUCCAUCAAUUACCCUCACUGGUUCUAAUGUUGGUUGUACUCAAAAUGACACACUCACUGUGGGUAGUUCAAAACAAGUGCUCAGUCCAUUGGUUGUCAGAGGGAAAGGCAGACCCCCAUCUCUUCGGAGAGCAUCCAAGAUGGAGAAAAAGAUGCGGAAACUUAAAGGAAAGACAAAGAAAGCACCAGUAAACCAGAAACGUAAACAGAGAGAUGGAGGAGAUACACCAGUGCCAGACACAUGCAGGAAUUUAUUUGGCCCAUCAGUGUUAGAUGUUUCCAAUCUUGUUCAAGACAAAUCAGCUGUUGUCAUUGAUGGAACCCAGAUUGGACAAACAGUUCAAUUUGGGUUGGACGGAUCACAACCUGAACAACUUGGAUUGGAUGAUUCACAAUUGGAAACAUUGGGGUUUAUUGGUAGAAACAUUGGUGAAGGAUGUUCAAGAGCUGGAAAUGAUGUGAUGGAUUAG